AAUAAAAUAUUCCCCUUCUGUCAUUUUGUAAAAUUCUGUAAAAACCAAAAUCGUGUCUGUCAAACACAAAAAAAUUUUGUUUCCACUUCUGCUCUUGAAAUAGCAAAUGACAAAAGACUUUCGCAAAGUUGGCUAAUAGCAACAAAGACUUUGUGAGUAGAAUUUUAUUCUUCUGAUGAUUGAAACCCGUCUCUCUCGUUACGAAUAUCUUGUCUGGAUUUCUAAUACUAAAAUGUAAACAUCUACUUAUGUUUGGGGAAAGAUCGACUUUUUUUUGCGUUUCGAAAUAAAACCGGUGGAUCCACUCAGAAAAAAGCGACUGACGAAGACAAGUAUUAACAAUGAAUACACGUGAUUCCAUUAGGGAGAGAACAAAAUUACCGAAGACUAAUGAUUCAUCUAUAAUAAAGGUUUCCCUUCAACGUGAUUUGUGCGUUAAGAAAGAAAGCACGAAAAACACCAUACGAACUCCAAAACCAAUAAAAAAUGCCCAUUUGGUGAUGUACGACGAUGAUCCUAUCUCCCCUGAAGAACGCUUAGCAUACCACUCUAAUGAGAGUUCAUUGGAUGAAGCACAUAUUUCCGUCAAUGUCCUUGAGGCCUACGGAUGUGAGGUACCUGACAACAACUCAAUCGAAGAGCUCUUCAAAGCAAAAAUUCAGAAGGAAAAAUUCAGCUCAGAAAAGUCGAAAUUCACAGGGGCAAGGGGUGGCCAAAAAUGUCAAAGACUUGCGAAAGAAGUGUUCUCCAAGAACGUCCUGAUGAGAACAAUCUUGGGAAAGCAACUGGAAUCCAUGAACCUGGGUUCAUCCACCCAUUCCACCUCCGGUAAGGAUCAUGAUUCAGAUGGUAAGGCCAACAGUAUCGAAUAUGUGGAAAUGCCAGACGAUCCCGAUGUUUUACUUCGCCCCGGAAUGAUGGGUAAAGGUAUCGUUGAGGAUAAGCCCGUUGAUGAUGUAUAUCGAUUUGCCCAUCGCGGUGCUAAACAAACCAUAACAUCCAGGCGGUAUUUAAUGGACAACAUCGAUGAUGAUGAUUUUAUAUUCAAAAAGAAACAAUGAUUUUUCCUCUUCCAAAAGCGUACAAAUUCCCACAUAAACGAUUCUCAUAUUUACGAUUAUAUAUAAAUGUACCAUAGACAAUUUUUUGAGUAUUAAUUACCGAAUAGUUUUAAUUACCAAAAAUAAUCACAGAUUGCAUCUCAUUGGCCUCAAGAUCGUGAUACCCUGUUUUAACACCAUUAAAGACUGAUUGUAGUGUUUAGUAUCCGAACGAAGAUUGAACUCAUUAAUAUUUUUUUUCUAUUUUACUCGUAGGUAUUUGAUUAGCAGCGGGAUUUUCCGUCAUUCUCGAGCAUUUAUACCACAAUCACUCGAUCAUUUUUUUUUUUCAAUAAAGUAUUUCAUUCAUCACUGGAAAUACGAUGUGAAACUCAGAUUCUUCAUUUUUACAUUCAAAGAUAUCAAUCAUUUAUGUAUUAAUUUACGUGACAGUUAUUCACUGAAGGAAAUCUGAAAA
Molecule: messenger RNA, 1518 nt
Organism: Fopius arisanus
Lineage: Eukaryota; Metazoa; Arthropoda; Insecta; Hymenoptera; Braconidae
Exons: 4
Coding region: 342-1061 (239 amino acids)
Source: RefSeq, a predicted model, not a curated record